GCCUUCCUGCCCCUGCCCUGCCCAAGGGCAGCUAUUGGAGGCAAUGGCUGAAAAGGAUGACAAGAAUUUGAAAGCCCUAAAAGAGGUGUGGAGGAGAGCUGAGAAUGCCUUGUGCGCAGACUGUGGGAAGCCAGAUCCUGACUGGGCAUCUCAUACUUUGGGUGUCUUUAUCUGCCUGAGCUGCUCAGGUAUCCACCGCAAUAUCCCUAACAUUAGCAAAGUUAAAUCCUUGAGGAUGGACCACUGGGAUGAGGCCCAGGUGCAGUUCCUGCAGCAGCAUGGGAACGCAGUGGCUAAAGCCACGUACGAGGCUCACAUCCCCAUUUACUAUUACCAGCCAACCCACGCCGACUGCCAAGUCCUGAGGGAGCAGUGGAUACGGGCCAAGUAUGAGCGCAAGGAAUUCACUGAGCCAGGGAGACAGCUGCCGUAUUCCAACGGGCUGAAGGAAGGGAUCCUAUGGAAACGGGGCCGGGAUAACGGGCAGUUCUUACCCCGCAAGUUUCUCUUGUCUGAGCGAGAUGGGUGUCUCAAGUAUUUUGCCAAACCGGACGCAAAAGAGCCCAAAAUAAAUAUUAAAAUUGACACCAUCAAUGCCACAUUCCAGCCAGUAAAGAUCAGGAACCCCAAUGGCCUGCAGAUCAGCUACCUCAAGGAUAACAAGACCCGCAAUAUCUUCCUCUACCACGAGGAUGGAAAGGAGAUAGUGGACUGGUUCAAUGCGAUACGCGCAGUGCAGGUUCAUUACCUGAAGGUGGCAUUUCCUAUGGCCAGUGACAAUGAGAUCAAAAGCCGACUAAUGCAGAAAUUCCUGAAGGAGGGGUACAUGGAGAAGACUGGUCCCAGGCAGAGAGAGGCCUUCAAGAAGCGCUGGUUCACACUGGAUCACCGCAGACUCAUGUACUUCAAGGAUCCAUUGGAUGCGUUUGCUAAAGGCGAGGUGUUCGUGGGCAGUAGGGAGCAUGGAUACAGCGUCAAGCAAGGGCUGCCAGCGGGGCCUCAGGGCAGCUUCUCCUGGCAGUACGGCCUCACCAUCGUUACCCCCGACCGGGAGUAUCUCUUCACCUGCGAGACAGAGAGCGACCAGCAGGACUGGAUCACGGCCUUCAGUCGGGUCAUUGAACAGCCCAUGACCCCCCAGGAGUAUGCAAUUGAAGCCUACUUCAAGCUCAGCUCCUAGGAACCCCCCGGAGAACUGGACUGCAGCUCUACUCUGCCUUAGCCCUUUGGGAGAGUGCUAUGAGAGAGAAGAGGAGCUGUGCACCAGAGAAUCAAGACUCUCCCAGUACCUCAUGGUUUGGAGCACUUUUUCUUAAACAGAUCAACCAACCUCCCUUUGUUGCAGGGGAGCAAAUUAGGCUGUACCCCUUUAAAUGGAAGACACAUUUCAAGACUGAACAUUCAAAGCAACCAGUCACUGAGACCACUCCUAAGCAAUGUUGUGAUCGAACUGGAGACUGGAAGGGUCUGUCAUCCAAUCGGGCUUUAAAGGUUUGAGUACCAGGAGUGGUGAAGGGUGGGGGAGGGGGUGUUGUCUUUUAAACUUCCGUUAUCGCACCUUACUGGAAAAGGGGAAGCUACCAUAAAAGUGGAAACAGUAAGCACUCAUUCAACAUGGGUGGUUUGCAGGGUGGAGUGCAGCUCUGGCAGGGAGUGUAGUCUAGAAGCAAUUAUAACAUUACAAGGAAAUGGCUUCUCAGUUGCUUAGGAAGAAUUGAAUUUUUCUGGAAAUAUAAUGACAUUUGACAUUUUACCAUCAUAAAUCCAGGAAGGACGUUUAGAAAAUUAGUUCUACAGCCAGGGCUGGCACCUUCUUUUUCAUUGACCAUGCCAGCUGCACACAAUAACCUAGUUCAACAACUAUCAAGUCACAUAUUCACAGGCGACCUUCUUCCAAAAUUUUGCUGCAAAGAUUAAAGGACUGGUGUGUAUGUGCAUAUAUAAAUUAGGGAAUCACUGAUACAAGUAUGGGGAAGACACUAUAUGACUAUCGACAGUAUGGCAGAGACUGUUUUCAUUCUGAGCUGUACAUUUUAACAGUUGUGUGCGUUCCAUGAUAAUAAUACCUAGCUCUUAUCUAGCACUUUUUAGCAAUAGACCUCAAAGCACUUUACAAAGGAACAAGUAUAAUUCUCUCCAGUUUUACAGAUGGAGAAACUGAGGCACAGGGAGGUGAAGUAACUUGCUCAAGGUCACCCAGAAGACCAUGACAGCGCUGAAAACAGAACCCAGGUCUCCUGAUUGCUAGUUCAAUGUUCUAUCCACUAGGCAACACUGCCUCCAUAGAAGUGUAAUACACUGGAUUGGCAUGUGGGUUCAUGUUCUCCUAUUAGUGCCUGGCCCCAACAAGUAUAACAGCCUGCUACUUAUACAUAAUUAAAAGAGUUCUUCAUUAGCUCAAGCAGUAGAGACCUGUGUUUUGGAUCCUGGAAGUUGCAGGUUCAACCCCUUCUGAUGUCUCCAUGGUUUAUUAUACAAGCAGCAUGUGUAUGUACAUAGUGUCUAUUAACAGGGGCUAACUGGAGUUAACGGUGCACUCUGUAAUGUAAUAAGCUCAGAAAGAAAUGAAUAAAAAAUCUCAUUGUAGUUUAUUGU
This is a messenger RNA of Chrysemys picta bellii (western painted turtle), 2595 nucleotides long. RefSeq names its product arf-GAP with dual PH domain-containing protein 1-like. Gene Ontology annotation, molecular function: GTPase activator activity; phosphatidylinositol bisphosphate binding; phosphatidylinositol-3,4,5-trisphosphate binding. The record is from RefSeq and is a predicted model, not a curated record. Gene Ontology annotation, biological process: positive regulation of GTPase activity. Lineage: Eukaryota; Metazoa; Chordata; Testudines; Emydidae. Gene Ontology annotation, cellular component: cytoplasm; plasma membrane; intracellular membrane-bounded organelle.